AUGGCUACCCAAAGAUUGAAGAUCGGCUGUGCCGGUCUAGGCCGUAUGGGCAAGCGCCAUGCCCUGAACUUCCUGGAGCGUACUCCCCGAGCUGAGCUUGUGGCUGCCAGCUCCCCCGACCCCGUCGAACUCGAAUGGGCCAAAAUCCACCUCGAGCCCUUUGGCGUAACCCUGUACCAGAACUACGACGACAUGCUCAAGCAUGAAGGUCUGGUUGCCGUGGUGGUCGCAUCGGCAACUGCUGUGCAUGCCGAGCAAGCAAUCAAGGCAAUUGAAGCAGGCAAGCACACGCUUUGCGAGAAGCCUAUCUCCACAAGUCCCGAAGUGUCUCAAACCGUCGUCGACGCAGCAGCCAAGAAGCCAGAGCUCAAGGUGAUGUGCGGCUUCUCCCGACGCUUCGACAAGUCCUACCGCGACGCGUACCAGAAGAUGCAGGCAGGAGCAAUCGGCACUGCAUCCGUACUCCGCAGUCAGACCUGCGACAAGCUCGAUCCCAGCGGGUUCUUUGUCGCAUACGCCGAGUUCUCCGGCGGCAUCUUCGUCGACUGCUCCAUCCACGACAUUGACCUCACACUUUGGUUCUUCGGCAACGACUGCAAAGUGAAGUCAGUGUCGGCGAUUGGCAACACAGCCGUCGAGCCCGACUUGCGCAAGCACAACGACCGCGACAACGCCGUCGGCUUGGUCGAGUUCUACGAUGGCCGUAUUGCCUACUUCUAUGCUUCCCGCAUGAUGGCCGCUGGCCAGGAGGAUGUCACUGAGAUUAUCGGCACCAAGGGAAAGCUGGCGAUUAACAACCAGCCUGCAAUGAACCACGUUAAUAUCUACGAUGAGACCGGCGUCCGGAGGGAGAUCCCCCAGAACUACUAUGAUCGCUUCGAGUAUGCGUUUGUUACCGAGGCCAAUGAGUUCACUGCUUGCUGUCUUGAUAACACGGCACUGCCUCUUGAACUUGAGAAUGCUGUCAAGGCUGUUCGCAUUGGUGCUGCGCUGCAGGAGUCCAUGGUUACAGAGAAGAAGAUUUACUUCGAUGAGGAUGGGAAACGGUCGCAGUUGGCUAGUCUGUAA
This is a messenger RNA of Penicillium roqueforti, 1068 nucleotides long. Its product is annotated as putative NAD binding Rossmann fold oxidoreductase. Gene Ontology annotation, cellular component: cytoplasm. Gene Ontology annotation, biological process: NADPH regeneration. The record is from RefSeq and is a predicted model, not a curated record. Gene Ontology annotation, molecular function: oxidoreductase activity; nucleotide binding. The transcript is spliced from 2 exons. NCBI's taxonomy places the organism in Eukaryota, Fungi, Ascomycota, Eurotiomycetes, Eurotiales, Aspergillaceae. The coding region runs from base 1 to 1068 and encodes 355 amino acids.